Molecule: messenger RNA, 2120 nt
Organism: Carassius auratus (goldfish)
Lineage: Eukaryota; Metazoa; Chordata; Actinopteri; Cypriniformes; Cyprinidae
Exons: 5
Coding region: 288-908 (206 amino acids)
Source: RefSeq, a predicted model, not a curated record
AGCUCGUACGAACAGCUGAGCUCCGCGUUCACUUUUGGUAGAAAACUCCAUAUUUCAAGUAGUCUGUGUCUGGAUUACACACGCGGAGAGGAUCGUUAGCUGCUGUUUCUAAAUAUUUUAGAGACACUUACUAUUUUAAGGUCGAAUAACUUCAUAGAGUUGCUUUAUCGAGACGGAGGAGAAGAAUCCUUACUUUCCUGCGUCUUCGAGCGAUCAUCUGUUCCUGAGACUCGACGUUAGUGGAUGUUAAGUGUUUUAAACUAAUCUUGGAGAUUGCUGUACUGAAGAUGAGAAACGUUUUCUUCUUCGUCUUGGUCUCAGUUGUCUUUUGUCAUGCUGAACUGAAGUUGGAGGCAACUGAUGGAGAAAACGUCUCUAUAUCCUUCAAAACUGCUGAACUGGAAGGAGCCGAUCAAGUGAGGAUAACUUUUACAAGAGACGAUCAGAAAAUGUUGAUUGCACGGUACUUCUGUGACCGUCCCGGAGACUGUCGUGUCUUGGAAAGACCAGGAGUCUCACUGAGAAUUGAAGAAGGAACCGCGUCCUUGAUUCUUCUGGACGUCAGCUCCAGUAACUCAGGUCUCUAUGAAGCACAAGUCCUUAACGGAAAGUAUGUGUCUGAGAUACAAGCUACACUUGUUGUCAAAGAACCAGUAUUGUCCUCCACCAAAGAUCCACCACAGACCUCCUCCCCAAAACCUCCUGACUCCUCUGGACACCUGUGGCUGUGGCUGUGUGCUUCACUGAUCUCUUUAGUCAUCAUCGGUGUGAUCGGUUUCCUCUUGUUGAAGAAACUCAGGAGGGAUCGUGAAGCAUUACCUGAUGCUGAAGAAGACCAAAAAACCCCUGAUGUCUCCAGCACAGAAUCUGCACAAAAUAAGAGGAAAAUAAUUGCACAGAUUGUGUAGCGGUCUCCUUCAAGACUUAUAGAGAAGAGACUGACGAUUAGCUCGUGGACACUGGACUUGAUUCUGAGUGUUUUAAAACUCUGAAUACUGAGUUUGUGCUGAUCUCCAGGUAUUCAGAAAAACAUCUGCUGGUACAGAUAGUUCGGUGGUUUUUACUCCAUGGUGUCUAAUGCUGCCAAAUACUUUUAGCAAAGGCCUUUAUGUUGGUUUUUAAGAAACAAUCUCUCCUAAGCAUUACUGUACACUUACUAACACUUAUUUGGUACAUCAAUUUUGAAAUUAACAACAUAGCUUAAACUAUAAUAUUCAGCUGCUCUUUAUUUAAGGAUCUAAUAAUCACACUCCAAAAAAAAACAAAAAAAAGGAAAUUUAACAAAAAAGUGAUUCUUUAUUUAAUUUAAAUAAACAUUAAUAACUAUCAAUAAGCUCCUCUAAGUUUUAUAGAACUUAGGUGUCAAGACGGCAUUAUUAUUAUUUUGUGAAAUUGUAAAAUGGUGUUGCAUUAAAUGGUUGGUUCACCCAAAAAAUGAAAAUUAGUCCAUAAAUAACUCGCCCUCAAGGUGUUUAUGACUUUCCUCGUUCAGAUGAAUCCAGUCGGAGUUAUAGUAAAAAUGCUCUUUGAUCUUUCAAGCUGUUUAAUGGCACUCAGCGGGUGUUGCACGUAUUAGUCCAAAAGAAGUCAAAUAAAGUACAUCCAUCCAUAAUAAAAAGUGCCUCACAUGGCUCCCAGGGGUGAACAAAGACCUCCUGUAGCCAAUCUAUGCAUUUUUGUAAGAAAAUGAUCUAUAUUUAAAACCUAAUAAUCAAUUUAAUGUAGCUUGGGCUCACUGUUGUAAACUGAAGCAGAUCGUGCCGUGUGUCCUGGGCUUGAGAGUGAGUAUUUAGAUGACAGUGAACCUGCCCAACCAUCAGUCUUUUAUUCUUCAAGGGGUCAGGGUUUUUUCCCGCCAUAAUUUUGUUUAACUCUUGGCAUUGCAGUAAACUGUAGCUUUUGUGUGCCUUGUAAAUCAAAUGGUAUUGCUGUUCUGCUGAAUGACUGUAUGAAUGUGUAUUCAAUUCUAAAAAGAAAAAGGGGGAGAGAUGUCUCACUUUAUUUCUGUGUGCACAUUUUUUAUUUAAUUGUAAUAUGUAAUUUAUUAAGAGACAUUUCUGUGUUCUUUGGUACUUGUCAUCUGACACUCGUCUAGUAAAUUAAUAAAACACCCCACAUUU